Molecule: messenger RNA, 903 nt
Organism: Boeremia exigua
Lineage: Eukaryota; Fungi; Ascomycota; Dothideomycetes; Pleosporales; Didymellaceae
Exons: 3
Coding region: 1-903 (300 amino acids)
Source: RefSeq, a predicted model, not a curated record
AUGACUCGAGGCGAAACACUAGGCGAUAUGGUCUCUCCUCCCGAUGUUGUUGAGGCAGAGCUCCCUACAAUCUCCGGCACUUUGAAUGCCAGCACGGCGCUCACGGUUGAAAAGCCUUCGCUGCAAGAUCAAGUUACCUUCUUCGAAGACAUCUUGGGGUUCACCUUCGAGAUGUUGCGUAUCUCUGACGUGACGGUCAAGCAGCAAGGCGACUCAACGACUGCUACGGUAGUGGUCCAGAUACGCGCCACGCAAGCUGGGCAAGAGCCGUCCAUCUAUGUCCAAGAACGACUGAGCACCAUCGCCGUCAUCCCAGCCGCUUCUACCGCAAGGGCUACAAAGGCUCCAGAGCCCGGUACCGCUGUGCGCCGCUCCUCUGCACACGACCCAGCUGCGUCCAACAUUCCAGCAACGUCCACUACUCCUAAACUACCGAGUAUCCCGAAGGCAGGCGACUUGUUCAUUGAGAAACAGCAAUCAGAUCCUGUGUUCGCCGCAAAACGCACAUCUGGCACCGGCAACGGCCCAUCACGAAAGGUCAAGCGGCCCCGCGGCGCUUCCGGGCCUCAAAAAGAUACGCCCGCUCCACCUAGUUCCGAUCGUGAUCUAUCAGCUCCCACCAUUUCGGAUCAAAAGGCCACAUCAUCAACCGCUGUUCGCUGUAAGAAACCUCUCUACGCUACAGAGUGUCCUUUCGAAAUGAAUGGGAAGUGCAACCGCGCAGCGUGCAAUCUCCUGCAUGAAGACCAACAGGAGUACUUUUUUGGACCACAGUACAAGAUCGACGAGUACCCUUGGAAAAAGGAGAGGCCGCAGAUCGUCAGCGACUUCCAGACAGAUCUCCCGAAGUACAAGAUCAAGCAGUCAGACUGGGACAAGCAAGGGCGCAAGCGCACGAAGUGA